Heterocephalus glaber (naked mole-rat) is the source of this 3825-nucleotide messenger RNA. Lineage: Eukaryota; Metazoa; Chordata; Mammalia; Rodentia; Bathyergidae. The record is from RefSeq and is a predicted model, not a curated record.
CCUCGCUUGGAGAAGCGGUUCUAAGCUCAGCCUCCGCCGCAGGGCUUCUUUCUACCUCUGCUCCCCUGGAGGGGCCCAUCAUGCUGUCCACCGGCACCCACGAGGGACAGAACUGGAACUGCCCUUCACAGAGGGGUCCAACGUGGCUGAUGCCCCAGCGGAAGCGGAAGUAACGUCAGCGGUCUCCCCACUUCUCUUCGGGCUCUGCUCGCCCCAGACCUCUCCGAAGUGGUCGGUUUCACCCCGGCUUCGCCUCUGGGAUCACGCUGAUUUAGACACUGCGUCCUCCAGCUUCAGGGACCCGACGGUUUCCGCGCGUCCAGGUGACCACUGGGUGAAAGGACCCCGUAUAACUCUGGAUGAAGAGGAAUGGAGAUUGCCUCUCUCUGCUUGGAGUCAUAAGCUGCCCAGAAGUGGCCAGAGGGACUGUUUCAGGGACAUUCCAGCCCCACAGGAUGGCAGCCACUGAUUUGUCGGAAGGCCUUCUCUACACAGAACCAAUCUGCUUUUAUGAAGACGAAACAAAGGUAGAAAGUGUGGUGGCUGACUACCAGGCAGAUUGUUACCAGGUAAUAAGAAAGGAUAGCCUUCUACAAAAUGGAAAUCUUCCACCAACUAGACACAUUUUGUUCUAGACAUACUUGUCUCCAGAGCUUCUUAAAGGAAGUAAACCUCAUGCAAGGACUGAGUCCCCAGUUGAAUUUCCCCAUAGAAUGGAGCCUUAUGCUGGAUUCCGUGACCUUUGAUGAUGUGGCUCUGGAGUUCACCCAAGAGGAGUGGACUUUACUGGACCCAACUCAGAGAAAUCUGUACAGAGAGGUGAUGCUAGAAAACUACGAGAACCUGUCUUCAGUAGGAUACCAGUUCUUCAUCCCUAGUCUGAUCUCCUGGUUAAAACAAGAAGAAUUAAACACAGCAGAAAAUGGAGUUCUUCAACAGUUGGAGCUACAACCAGUAACCAAAGGAUCAGAAUUUGAGGAUUAUUUUAGGGAGGAAACUUCCAAAGAGAUGGAAAUGGUGAGAAGCCACAAUGGAGAGGAGCUCUACGACUAUAAGCCAUAUGGAGAAGUCUUCAGUGAACAGUUUUUCCUUAAUACACACAUGAGAACACAAAACCAAGAAUAUUCUUCGGGAUAUAUUUGGUGUGGAGAAGACAUCCUUACUCUGCACCAGAAAACCUCUACUGGACAGAACUUUUCCGAGAUUGAUCAGUAUGGAAACAUUUUCAAUCUAACUCCAAAUAUUGCAUACCAGACGACGUGCAUGAGAAACAAACCCUUUGAGUGCAGGGAUUGUGGGAAUGCCUUUUUUAAUCCAUCAUACCUUCAGAUGGAUAUGAGAACUCAAAAUGAAGGAGACCCCUAUGAAUGGAAGAAAUAUGAGAGUGGAUAUAUUCACCCCAUGAGCCUUGCUAUGCAUCUUCAAAUUUUCAAUGGAAGAAAUCCCUACAAAAUGGAGGAAUUUGGAAAGAGCUUUCAGUAUUUUCCAUGCCUUACUAAUCCCAUGGAAACCCACACUGAAGAAACACUCUGUGAAUGCAAGGAAUGUUGGAAAGCAUUCACAGUUUCCUCCCACCUAAAUCAAUAUGUAACAGUUCAUUCUAGAGAGAAAAACAAAAAAUGUAAGGAAUGUGGGAAGUGCUUUGCUACUUUUUCUCAACUGUCUGCACAUAUAAAAACUCACAGUGAUGAAAAGCCCUUUCAAUGUAAGGAGUGUGGAAAGUGCUUUAAAAAUAACACAUACCUUAACGAUCACAUGAGAAUUCACACUGGAAUAAAAUCAUACAAAUGUGUGGAAUGUGGGAAAGCCUUCCUGAGGUGGUCAGGCCUGACUGAACACUUACGAGUUCACACUGGAGAGAAGCCUUAUGAAUGUAAGGAAUGUGGAAAAGCCUUCUCGAGGUCCACUCAGCUUACUGAACAUAUAAGAACACACACUGGAGUCAAACCCUACGAAUGUAAGGACUGUGGGAAAGCCUUCACUCAGUACUCAGGCCUUGCUACCCACGUGCGCAUUCACAGUGGAGAGAAGCCCUUUCAGUGUAACCAGUGUGGGAAAGCCUUCACUAGGACCUCAGGCCUCAUUCACCAUGUAAGAACACACACAGGCGAGAAGCCUUUUGAAUGUGUCCAUUGUGGGAAAACCUUUAUUACUUCUUCCCACCGUACUAAACAUUUGAAAAUUCACAGUGGAGAAAAGCCUUUUGUGUGUAAUAUUUGUGGGAAGGCGUUUGUAUAUUCCACAUCCCUUAACAUUCACAUGCGAACGCAUACUGGAGAGAAACCUUACAUCUGUAAGGAAUGUGGGAAAGCGUUUGCUGUUUCCUCACGCUUAAGCAAACAUGCAAGAGUUCACCAUGGGGAGAAGGCCUAUAAAUGUGGGGGUAUCAGUGUUACUAUUUAGCCCCUCUGUUGCCACCCUUAAAUACUGACAGUGACACCAAAGAUCAUCAGUUAGUUAUUCUUAACUGCUUUGUAUGAGUUGUAAUGGCUUCCACUGGCACAGAUGCCAUCCUAAUAGUAUGAAAUACGAUAUGUAGGUCCCCUGUGGAACUUUUGUAGUGCUGGAGAUUGACCCCAGUGCCUCACACAUACUUGGCAAGUGAUCUACCACUGAGCUACAUUGCUGACCCCCUUGAACUGGUUCACAUGUAGCUGAGUCUGAGCUCUUGGGGGUCAUAGGUGAGGUCACUAUUGCACAUCUGCCUCACUUGGUGCUUAGACCCCUAGUGAAGAUACCAUUAAUAAAAGCUAUGCACGGGUGUCCAGCCUUUUGGCUUGCUUGGGCCACAUAGAGUAUAGUUAAUGUAUAUAAGUAACAAGAGUUCCUUUAUUUUUUUAUAUUUUGUAUGAUAAUAUUAAAACAACACAAGCAGCCUUCAGGCUGCAGGUUGGACAUGCCUGCAUGAGAUAAUUGAAUAGAUUUGGCCCUACCCCUUGUUGGUUAGUGGCUGCCAGUGUGGCUACUCAUGCAAAAAUUCUCCAGUGGUCAAGUUCAUGCAGGACCAGGUGAACUGUUGAAAGACAUUCUUCCAGGUGUGCCCCCGACCUCCACUGAUUGUGCUGAGUGUGCCAAGAAGGAAAUGGUCCCUACCUUUUCCCAAGAAGGAAAUGGUUCUUAAUGGCUGGUCCAUAUUUGCAGCCAGUUAUCCCUGUUUUCUUAUAAAAUCUAAUAAGUCCGCCCUUUCUUGCCUUCUGGGUCUGUUUUAGAUUUAAGAGGCAAUUUCUCUGCUUGUAUAAUCCUAUUUCUCACUUCUGUUGAGAUGGGCACUAUCCCACCCGUGAGUCCCAACCAUGAUCUUUUUACCAAAUCAUUGUUCAGCUCACAGUUUUAGCCUUUUCUUUCAUCCAAGUUUUCUCAAGUUUUGCAAUAUGGAUAGGCUGAGAAUUUUCCAAAUUUCCAGUUCUGUUUCCUUUUUGAUUAACAGUUCCUUGUUGGAUUCAGCUCACCCCUUAUGUAUUUUACUAAAAGUCAGGUGGAACCAAGCUCUUCCUUUAACAGUUGAGUUGCAAACUUCACAUUUCUAAUUUUAAUCACUUCCAAGUUCUACCUGUCACAAAUUGCUAGAAUAUAACUGUAUUCUGCCAAGGUCUUUAAAAUUACAUAUUAAGGACUGCCUCUUCCCCAUCCAACUUGCUUCUUCAGUGAUGCUGGGCAUUUAACUAACUCAUGCUAGGCCAGCAUUCUGCCACUGAACUUAAUCCAUAACCUUGUUUUUUUUAUUUGUUUAUGUUUCUUGAGACAGGGUCUCACUAUUAGUUCAGACUGGCCUCAAACUCACUGCAAUCUGCCUGCCUCAGCCUCCCAAGUGCUGUGAUUACAGGC